This is a messenger RNA of Didymodactylos carnosus, 636 nucleotides long. The record is from the annotation of a GenBank genome assembly. NCBI's taxonomy places the organism in Eukaryota, Metazoa, Rotifera, Eurotatoria, Philodinida, Philodinidae.
AUGUCUAGGCGAUUAAUCUCUAAUAAAUGUUUAGAUUUAACCCAAAUAUUGAAUUACAGUUUAAUCGUUGAAGUUGGAGGAAAUAUUGGUCUGGACAGCAAAGAAUAUAUUCGCCUCUACAAUUCAUCAUUGAUCAUUUUUGAACCACUAAUGCCAUUGUAUAAAAGAUUAAUACGUAAAUUUGGAAAUAGAUCAAGAACAAAAAUUUAUCCAUAUGGACUCGGUUCAUACGCACGUCAAUUAAAAAUUGAAAUGGCUGGUAGAAAUGCUGAUGCAACGAGUAUAUUCAAAACUAUUGCUAUUAAUCAAACGAAAACAUCAUAUUUUAAAACAAUAAAAAUUCUCAGUACAGUAGAUGUUAUUCGCAAUAUACUAGUUAAAUGGAAAACUAAAAUCGAUUUAUUAACAAUCAAUUGUGAAGGAUGCGAGUAUGAAAUAAUACCGUCAUUAAUAGAAAAUUCAUUAAUGACAAAGAUUAAAAAUUUACAAUUUGCAACACAUAUUGGCUUACUGAAAAAUGAAGAUCAAUGCAUCUAUUGUGUUGUACAACAAAAGUUACACAUAACACAUAAAUUAACAUAUCAGUAUAAAGCACUAUGGGAAAGUUGGACAAUAAAGAAACAUAUUUUGAGCUAA